AUGCAGGCGGGCACGGCAAAGGUGCGACGCUUCAAUACCUGGAAUUCUCACAGGCACGUCUUCGAGGAGAUGCAGAGGCCGGGUACCCCGCUCUACAACAUCAAGGCUUACCUCCCUGUCAUUGAGUCCUUUGGGUUCUCCAGCCAACUGAGGGCUGCAACCUCUGGUCAGGCGUUCCCCCAGUGUGUCUUUGACCAUUGGGACAUGAUGGGCUCUGAUCCUUUGGAGGCUGGCUCCCAGGCUGCUCAGCUGGUGCUGGAUAUCCGCAAGAGGAAGGAUCUGAAGGAACAGAUGACCCCUCUCUCUGAGUUUGAGGACAAGCUCUAA
This is a messenger RNA of Miscanthus lutarioriparius, 327 nucleotides long. The record is from the annotation of a GenBank genome assembly. Lineage: Eukaryota; Viridiplantae; Streptophyta; Magnoliopsida; Poales; Poaceae.